CCGGCACAGGCCCCUCCGCAAGCGGGCCCCUCCGCAAGCGGACCCCUGCCCCGCGUGGGCUCUUCCGGCGAGCCCCCUCUUCCCACGGCCCCUCAACUUGCCCUUCCCCGACUUUGGGCGCGCAGCCGGGGCGGGGUUGUGGGCGGAGCCGGCUUUUUUUCUCCCCCGCCCACCUCCGCCUUUCCGUAAUCCCGCCACUCUGGGGAUGCGGCUGCGCUGAGAGCCUGCCCGCCCGCGGAUCCGAGGAGUUUACCGAGUCUCUUUCCCGGUUGUUCGAGAAGGCGGACUUAUAGCUGGGCAGGAUGACCAACCCUGCGGCCACGCAGAACAAGGAAAUAGACUGUCUGAGCCCAGAAGCUCAGAAACUGGCGGAGGCGAGGCUGGCCGCGAAGCGGGCAGCCCGCGCCGAGGCUCGAGAGAUCCGAAUGAAGGAGCUGGAGCGGCAGCAGAAAGAGAUCUAUCAGGUUCAAAAGAAGUAUUAUGGGCUGGAUACAAAAUGGGGUGACAUCGAGCAGUGGAUGGAAGACAGUGAGCGCUAUUCGCGUAGAUCCAGAAGAAACACAUCGGCUUCUGAUGAAGAUGAGCGCAUGUCAGUGGGUAGUCGUGGAAGUCUGAGGUCGCAGCCUGACUUGGAGUAUGGGGGUCCUUAUGCCUGGACAAAUGGUUAUGAUGGAGACUUCUAUGGAUCCCAGUCCCUGAAUAGAAGAUCUGGCAGGAAUUCCAGCUACAGCGGUGAGGGCAGAUUCUCUACCUUGUCAUCAUCCAGAGAGGAGACGUUGGGACUGUCCUGCUCCGACCUCGGGCUUCCUGGUGCUGGCCUUGCUCCCAAACCCCUGUCUGCCCAGAGUGGAAACCGGCCCUCCUAUAUCUACAGCGCUGCCCGGCCUGCUGGGAGUUACCGGGUGUCUGUGUUUGAUGAGAGCAGCCUGCUCGGCGGGGCUCUGCGGAGCAGUGCCUGCAGUUUCUAUGCUCCCUCAGAGCACGGCGGCCACCUCAACUCCAGCUCCCGAGCCUCGUCCAGAGCCAGCUCGGCGCGGGCCAGCCCAGUGGUGGAAGAGAGACCAGAAAAAGAUUUCACCGAGAAGGGCUCACGUAGCCUGCCCGGCCUGUCUGCAGCCGCCCUGGCCUCCCUGGGCGGGACCUCUCGGAGGGGAAGUGGGGACACCUCCAUCUCUGUUGACACAGAGGCGUCCAUUAGGGAAAUCAAGGAACUGAAUGAGUUAAAGGACCAGAUUCAGGACGUAGAAGGCAAAUACAUGCGGGGGUUGAAAGAGAUGAAGGACUCAUUAGCAGAAGUUGAAGAGAAAUACAAGAAGGCUAUGGUUUCCAAUGCUCAGCUGGACAAUGAAAAGACGAACUUCCUGUACCAGGUCGAUACCCUAAAGGAUAUGUUGCUGGAGCUUGAAGAGCAGCUGGCUGAGUCCAGGCGGCAGUAUGAUGAGAAAAACAAAGAGUUUGAGAGGGAAAAGCAUGCCCACAGCAUCCUGCAGUUCCAGUUUGCCGAAGCGAAGGAGGCCUUGAAGCGGCGGGAAGAGUUGUUGGAGGAAAUCCGACAGCUACAGCAGAAGCAGGCGAGUUAUAUCAGGGAGAUUUCUGAUCUUCAGGAAACAAUAGAGUGGAAAGACAAGAAGAUAGGGGCUUUAGAGAGGCAGAAAGAGUUCUUUGAUUCCAUAAGGAGUGACCGAGAUGAUCUUAGAGAAGAAGUAGUCAUACUGCAAGAGGAAUUAAAGAAACAUGGAAUAGUCCUAAAUUCAGAGCUAGCUACCAAUGGAGAGACUUCAGACACUCUAAAUGACGUCGGACACCAACGUCCUUCCAAGAUAACGAAAGAAGAGUUAAACGCCCUCAGGACGGCAGGGGAUGGGACGCUAGGAAGAGCCAGUGAAGUGGAGGUGAAAAGUGAAAUUGUGGAGAAUGUGGGGAAAAAAGAAAUCUUGCAGAAUACUGAGCAAGAACAGCACAAAGAGGACCCCGCACAGGAGUGUAUGGACACAGAGGUGUUCCAUCCUGGUGGAAAUGCCAAGGACCAGAAAGCCUCUGAAGACAGUGCCCCCUCCCUAGGAGUAUUAGCAGAUGCCACAAAUGAGGAGCAGGCUCAAAACCAGAUCCUAGAGAACGCUUCCUUCCUUGAAAAUACAGAGCAGGUUGAGUCCAAUGAGGUCAUAAACACACCAGAUGAUAGGACUGGGGCUUCCCUUGAGCAGUCUGAAUGUUUGCGUGAUGGUGAAAUCCCAGGUCCUGGGACUGGGCAGGACAGUUACGAUGCCUUGGAUAUCAAAAACCACAGUAAAGAAUCUGCAGAAAACCAGGAAGACUUGAAAACCCACUUGGGAGAGGGUAGCACAAAGCCAUGUCAAGAAUCUGCCUCUCUGCAACCAUCUGAAGUCGGAGGGCUGGGCAGCGCAGACACUGGGGAGCAAGGUGGGAGCCCCACAGAGGACGUGGUGGAGGCAGGGCUAACGGGGCUCGGGGAGCAGGUGGGCACAGAAGCCUCCGGCCCUCCAACCUACAGCGAUGACCACGUGAGUCCUGAUGAAGAGUGUGCUGUCGAAGCCCCCGCGGAGCUGGACCCAAGCGCAGGGCAGGACCUAGACAAAGAGCUCCCCAAGCAGGAAGCUGCUGAGCCCCAGGAGCCCCCGAGCACAGCGGUAGGUGGGGAGAAUGACGAAAAGGAGGAGGAGGAAAGGGGGUUGAGGGAUGAGAAGCCAACCCAGACAGAAGUGCAGAACAUUCCUCGUUGUCCAGAGGCAGAAAGCAGUUUGCGGGGAGCAGCAGGUCCUGCUGUGGCAGAUGCCGAAAGCAAGCCCCUAGAUGUGAAAGAACCCAAGGAAGAAAAGAAUGACCAACAGGGAGAGGCACUGGAUUCAUCACAGAAGAAGACAAAGAACAAGAAGAAAAACAAGAAGAAAAAAACACCGGUGCCUGUAGAAACCCUUAAAGAUGCUAAGAAAGAGUUAACAUUUCAGAACUCAGAUUUAAGUGAGGUGAAGGACGACAAGCAAGUAGCUCUUACCGACAAAAAACCAGUUGUAGAAGCACAAAAUGAGGUAACUGAAAGUCCAGAAGAGAAAAGUGUAGCAGGAAGUGGUGAAAAUGUUGAUUGUCCAGAAAAUCCUAGAAUUGAGUUGGAUAAAAAACUUAACCGAGAAGAUAAUGAUGUAAACGCUAAGGCGGGGGGAGAAACAGCUGACGGGGGCACAUUAGGUGUGGGGGGUGACACAAUCCCAUCAUCAGGCACGAGUGCCAGUGAUAAGGAUUUAGAGGAGGCUGUCCUAGAAGAUGGCGCCGCUCCCGGCGGUCCUCCCGAACCGGGGAGUGGAGUGGUGCCCAGCGGUGCCCUGCCGGAGAGUGAAGGUCCCUCCAAGGCCGGUGAUGGUGCCCCUCAAACAGGAAGUACAGAGCAGCAUGAGAUGGCAGGGGGGCCCAGUCAGGAAGUCAAAAAGGUCAUAGAAAACGAUGACUUAGCACCCACAGGGGAGCUGGGAGCCUCCACUUCAGAAGGCAGGGACGAGCUGAGAGGCGAAAGCGAGAAGGGCAGAAGCAAGGAAGACUGUACCAUGUCGUAAGUGGACAGGGGCCAAGGACCGCACAUGAAGCCCAGCUGCCAGAGGCUCGUCUGCUCUCUCCACGGGUGAGGUUCCUAAAACGUUCCACAUUGAGAUAGAUGCACCAUAGGACAGUUCAGCUACCGAGCUAUCCACCACGUUGAGUUAUAGACUGUUACUUGUAGACGUAUUCUUCCCCAUUAAGGUUAUCACCCAGAUUAGAAAGAAAGACACACCUGUAAUCAGUAGGAGUCCUAAUGGAGAACAUUCCGGCGUGUCAGACAAUAGACACUGCGUGUUUCUGCUUACAAUCCGAAUGAAGCUCUUUAGCAUUUGCCUUAGGCUGAUAUUCUUGACCAAAUACACCAGCACCCGAUUGAAAUGACCAAAUGGCAUUCUGAGAUUUGUGAGUAUAGUUGAUAUUUAAGUUAAUGUGUCUUCAUUCAAAUAUAUGUCCUUUCAUAUUUGAUUUUGAUGUGUACGUUAUAAUCUAUACGGUAUUUUAUUUUAAAAGGAGGUAAAUGACCCAAUAGUGUAUAGAUCACUGAGUGAUAAGAUUUGCACCUUAGGACAGUAAUUAAUCAUGUUAGGGAUAAGAAAUAAGUAUCUUAAAGCACUGGGACAUCUUAAUUCCCUUUACCUCAUAUAUAAGUAUUUUAUCUCAAACUGAUACUUUUGAUCUCAUUGUUGGUGAUACCUGAAUUUAUUUUGUAGAUUUUGACUUCACUUCAUGCUGAUUAUGUACCAGAGUCAUUUUAUACAAAAAAAAUUUUUUUAAUUUGUUUCUGGAAGAGACAUACAUUGAAAUUGCACUUCCUAAUGCAGUUUUUGUGCAGGGGGACCAUUUCUAAAAUUUAUUUUUUUAACUCUUAAAUUACUCCUCUUUCUAUUUGUCUUAUAUUCGAAAGAAAAAUACAAAAGGUACCAUUCUUGUGCAAACUGCUAAUUGAACUAUAACAGGAUAUUUUAAAUAGUUGGAUCACUUUUGGCAUUUUGGUAUAAAUAUUUUCAUUUGUUUUAUCUCAAUAUAUUAUUGGAAAAUUCUUGAUUUGGUCUUCCUGAAGGAAAUACAUAUUUUCUGUACAAGGAAGCAUUUUUUAAAAUAGUUGUAAAGUUGAAUAAAAAAAACAAUUGUAAAAUACUAAAAUCACAAAGGACUGUACAUUAUGAAUGCUGUUGACACUUUAUAAGAUUAUAUGAAUUCAUGUCACUGUUACAAGGUAUAAUUGAAUGCAAAAAAGACCAGAACCUCAAUAAAAUUUGAGGUAAGCAUAAGUGUUAUUAUGUAAUUGAAAUAAAAACAUUUUAUAAUUU
This is a messenger RNA of Zalophus californianus (California sea lion), 4859 nucleotides long. RefSeq names its product LRR binding FLII interacting protein 1 (gene LRRFIP1). Gene Ontology annotation, molecular function: DNA-binding transcription factor activity, RNA polymerase II-specific; RNA polymerase II cis-regulatory region sequence-specific DNA binding. NCBI's taxonomy places the organism in Eukaryota, Metazoa, Chordata, Mammalia, Carnivora, Otariidae. Gene Ontology annotation, biological process: regulation of transcription by RNA polymerase II. The coding region runs from base 303 to 3566 and encodes 1087 amino acids. The record is from RefSeq and is a predicted model, not a curated record. The transcript has 23 exons.